AUGUGUGACUGUUCAGACCAGGCGCUGUUGCUCGCUGUGGGUCUGUCUGUGGGUCUGCUGUCCUCGGUGCUGCUGCUGAUUCUGCUGAUGUGCUGCCUGAGGAUGAGGAAGAACAAGCAGGAUGAAUAUCAGGAGCUGAUCAGCAUGGUGCCAUCGGUACCUGCUCACUCUGCUCCAGUCAUCCCUGUCUCUCAGAGUGUCUGCAGGCCAGAUGAAAUCCCCUUUUCUUUACCUCCUCGCUUCAUUCCACAAAAUGCUGAGUUUCUGAGGGAUGAUGAGAGCGAGGAGAAGAAGUUGGAGACGCAGCGAGACGUUCUGGCUCACCGCGGCUCGCUGUCAGUAAGAAGUUGGUACCCUGUGGGGUCGCUGCUAACGGGGCUUUACUCUGGGACCCCUCUGAACGAGGUGGUGCCCCCCCCUCCGGGUAUGGCCACCCGCCUCUGCUUCUCUGUAGAGUAUCAGCACAGCAGCGAGCAGCUGGUGGUCUCCUUGCUCCGCCUCAGCAACCUCCUUCCCCGUUUCCACAGCAACAAGACGCUGGUCGAGCUCCGGCUUCUGCCCGACGACCGGAGGCCCCGGCAGGCGAAGGCCAGGGCCACGGGGCCCGACCCAGAGUUUAACGACCGCCUGAUAUUCCAGGUUUCAGCAGUGUGUGUGUUCCAGUGCACCCUGAGUGUGUGUGUGCUGAGUGUGGAGAAAGACGGGAAACGACAUGCUGUAGGGAGAGUGCUCCUUCCCCUCGAUGGGGAGCUGAGUCAGGCCGGCAGAGUGCUGUGGAAGGACCUGGAUCCCGAGGAGGAGACGCAGGGUUCAGAGCUGGGAGACGUGCAGGUGUCCCUGAGCUACAGUUCGUCUCUGCAGCGCCUCUCAGUGGUGGCUCUAAGAGCUCGGGGCCUUCAGCUCCUCACAGAUGCUGGCGUGUGCGUCCAGGUGAGCUUGCAGAUUCACACUCAGGCGGUAAAGACGAAGCGUAGCUGUCUGGUGAGAGCAGAACAGGAUCCCAGCUUCAACUACAGGAUGACCUUUAAACUGCGACCGCAGUGCUUGGACGAUGCCUGCCUAAGAUUUGAGCUGCAGCAGCCGAACGACAGCCGCAAAGAGCCUCCAGCCAUCCUGGGAGUUCUGGUUUUGGGUCCCUUCAUGUACGCCAGGGGUCUUCAGCUGCAGCACUGGAUGGACAUGAUCAACAAGGCACAAGAGCCGGUGAAAAUGUGGCACGGACUGAGCAGGCCGAUCUGA
Cyprinodon variegatus (sheepshead minnow) is the source of this 1239-nucleotide messenger RNA. RefSeq names its product synaptotagmin-15-like (gene syt15). The transcript is spliced from 7 exons. Gene Ontology annotation, molecular function: calcium ion binding; clathrin binding; phosphatidylserine binding. Gene Ontology annotation, biological process: cellular response to calcium ion; regulation of dopamine secretion; calcium-ion regulated exocytosis. Bases 1 to 1239 code for a protein of 412 amino acids. The record is from RefSeq and is a predicted model, not a curated record. Lineage: Eukaryota; Metazoa; Chordata; Actinopteri; Cyprinodontiformes; Cyprinodontidae.